This is a messenger RNA of Diaporthe citri, 1296 nucleotides long. RefSeq lists its product as uncharacterized. Bases 1 to 1296 code for a protein of 431 amino acids. Gene Ontology annotation, biological process: maturation of 5.8S rRNA; maturation of LSU-rRNA; translation. The record is from RefSeq and is a predicted model, not a curated record. Gene Ontology annotation, cellular component: nucleolus; ribosome; preribosome, large subunit precursor. The transcript has 6 exons. NCBI's taxonomy places the organism in Eukaryota, Fungi, Ascomycota, Sordariomycetes, Diaporthales, Diaporthaceae. Gene Ontology annotation, molecular function: structural constituent of ribosome.
AUGGCUUCCGACGAGAUUGUUUGGCAAUAUAUCAACCAAAAUUUCUGCGCAUUCAAGAUACGGACGCCGAACAACCAGAAGCAGACCAACUUUUGCCGCAACGAGUACAAUGUCACCGGGCUUUGCAACCGACAAUCCUGCCCUCUGGCCAACAGCCGAUAUGCCUCCGUUCGACCUCACCCGGAUAAGCCAAACGUUCUCUACCUCUACAUGAAGACCGUCGAGCGUGCACAUAUGCCAAACCGCCUGUGGGAGAAGAUACGGCUGCCGGCCAAUCCCCAGGAAGCGCUGGCGAUGGUUGACGAGAAGUUGAUGUACUGGCCGGAUUUCCUCAGGCUCAAGGCCAAACAACGAGUAUGGCGCCUCAACCGAGUCGCUACCCGUAUGCGAAAACUAGCCGCCGAGGAAGAACGGCUUGGCGAGAAGCUCGUCCCCAAGCUUGCACCCAAGGUGAAGCACCGUGAAACCGCCCGCGAACGCAAAGCAGAGGCAGCUGCCCGGCUGGAGAAGACGAUCGAGAGGGAGCUACUUGAGAGACUGCGACAAGGCGCCUACGGCGACCAACCUUUGAACGUGUCGCAGAAGAUCUGGGAGAAGGUUCUCAAGGGCCUCGAGAAGGAGGGACAGGGCGUUCGCGACGAGGACCUGGACGAAGGUGUCGAGGAUGAGGAUGAGGAGGAUGCGGAGAAGGAGGUAGAAGAGGAGGACGAGGACGAGCUCGAGGGUAACGUCGAGUAUGUCAGCGACGUCGAAGAGAGCGACGAUGACUUAGCCGAUCUCGAAGACUGGAUGGCCAGCGAGGAGAACGAUUCCGAAGAGGACGACUCGGAGGAGGACAGCGAGGAGGAUACGGGCAAGGCGGGCAAGGCCAAGGCGGGCGACAAGCGCAAGAAGGCCGCCAAGAAGGUCCUGAAGGGCAGGAAGAAGACCAAGGAGCAGGAACUGGAGGAGGAGACGAGCAGAGAGAAUGACAUCCUCCACCCUGGCCACGCCGGCAUCGCGAAGUCCGAUCUCCAAGAGCGACUCUCCCAGCUGUACAAGGCUUCCGCCGAGCAGGUCAGCGUCUUCGGCCUGAGGACUCACUUCGGUGGUGGCAAGACCAGCGGAUUUGCGCUCGUCUACGACUCAGUUGAGGCUCUGAAGAAGUUCGAGCCACGACACCGUCUCGUCCGUGUCGGCCUCGCUGUCAAGCCCGAGAGAGCCUCCCGCCAGCAGCGCAAGCAACGCAAGAACCGUAUGAAGACCCUCCGUGGCACCGCGAAGGUCAAGGGCGCGAAGGCGAAGAAGGACAAAUAA